Messenger RNA from Aspergillus pseudotamarii, 1158 nucleotides. Its product is annotated as zinc-dependent alcohol dehydrogenase family protein. Gene Ontology annotation, molecular function: oxidoreductase activity. The transcript is spliced from 3 exons. The coding region runs from base 103 to 1128 and encodes 341 amino acids. Lineage: Eukaryota; Fungi; Ascomycota; Eurotiomycetes; Eurotiales; Aspergillaceae. The record is from RefSeq and is a predicted model, not a curated record.
GUAUGAUAAAUGGUCUCUACCGACCUCUUCUUGAGCUCGUAGCAUAGAAACCGGUCUUGAGUUAACUGGUGUCAGUAAACGAGAAUACUACUAUUUGCGAACAUGUCUCUCCCUAAAACCACCAAUCUCUGGACGGUGCAUGGCAGUGCCCCAGGAGCUGGAACUGGCGCAUUGAAGUGGAAGAAUGACCAGAACAUCCCCGAACUCCAUCCUAGCGAAGUAUUGGUGAAGUUGCGUGCUGGAUCGUUGAACUAUCGUGAUAUUGUCAUUUGCCAAGGCAUCUAUCCCCGCAAAUUGAUCGAAGGCGUUGUUCCCGGUAGUGAUGGGGCUGGAGAGGUUGUUGCUGUUGGGUCCGCGGUCUCGCGCUUCAAAAAGGGGGACAGUGUUGUGACCACAUUCUAUCAGGACUUUUUCGGAGGACCAGCUCCGACAGAGACCAAUGCAGAGAGGGCCCUAGGAGGCUCCGCCCAUGGUACCUUUCGUCAAUAUGCCAAUCUCAACUAUCUUGAGGGUGCGACACUCUCAUGCGCCGGUCUCACGGCGUGGAACAGCUUGAACGGCCUACAAUACCUCAAGCCUGGAGACUGUAUCCUGACCCAAGGCACAGGCGGCGUUUCCCUGUUUGCAAUUCAGUUUGCGUUGGCGACCGGCGCCACUGUUAUUGCCACCACCUCCUCGAAUACUAAAGCUGAGAAGUUGAAGGCCCUUGGUGUCCAUCACAUCAUUAACUAUCGGGAGGAGCCGAACUGGGGUGCGAAGGCAAAGGAGCUCUCUCCGAAAGGGCUUGGUUGCCAGCGGAUCAUCGAAGUUGGUGGGCCGAAGACAAUUAAGCAGUCAUUGCAAGCGGUAGCACCUGGUGGUCACAUUGCCAUCAUUGGAUUUCUGACAGGCUUUGAAAAAGAUGAAGAUCACCCUUCAUUCCUAGAGCCAUUCUCCCGUAUGUGUAUAGUGCGGGGUAUUGAAGUUGGCAAUCGGACCCAGUUCGAAGAAAUGAUCAGGGCUAUUGAGGCUAACGACAUUCAUCCUGUCAUUGAUCCUACCGUAUUCCCACUUGAGGACCUUCCAUCGGCCUUCCAGUAUCAGUACGAUCAGAAGCACACAGGUAAGGUUGUCAUCAGCAUUGGGUGAAGCGCUGGCGAGUAUAUCGCUCUUGGGAAG